AUGAAGCUUCUGCGACAUCUGACGCUCCUCGCCUGCUUGGCGUCAGCACAGAAUGACCGGCCUAUUGGAUCUGAAGUCCCAGCGGUACGGACAUACUUUUACGUCGGCGGUGGCUAUGCCGACGAUGGUAAGGGCGGUCACAUCUUCAAGGACCAGAUGUACGUCGAAAAACUAUCGCCUGUUUCGACCGAACAAGAUGUGAAGCCCCCCGUCGUUUUGAUUCACGGACAAGGUCAGACUGGAACAAACUUUCUCAUCAAGCCGGAUGGAGGAGUGUCAUGGACCUCACACUUCCUUGCAGCUGGCCAUACAGUCUACAUCGUGGACCAAACCUUCCGUGGCCGCUCCGCGUGGGCACCAAGGGCCGGCGCUGAUGCCCCAUCGACUUACUCUGCCGAGCUUAUCCAACAACGCUUCACUGCUCCGCAGCAAUAUCGCUUGUGGCCUCAAUCAACGCUUCACACUCAAUGGCCAGGAACAGGCGUUAUGGGCGAUCCUACUUUUGACGCUUUCUACUCCUCGAACGUCCAGUUCAUUUCCAAUGCUACCUAUCAGCAAAGCACCGUACAGUCUGCUGGAGCACAGCUUUUGGAUUUAAUCGGCACUCCUGCUUGGCUACUUGGCCACAGUCAAGGGGGAAUCCUGCCAUUGCUCAUAGCUGAUGCUCGACCUCGUCUAGCGAAGGGACUUAUCUUGCUAGAACCGACGGGCCCACCCUUCCAGGAAGCGGUUUUCGGGUCUGCAGCAGCGCGAAAGUGGGGCUUGACGGAUAUACCGAUGAACUAUUCACCUCCAGUAAUUGACCCUGCAGAACUGGUCCAGCAAGUUUAUCAGCCCGCGAAUCUGACUAGUAACAACGCGACCGUUCCUUGUGUGCUGCAAGCAAUGAAUCCAGCACCGAGGCAGCUGAUCAAUAUUGCGCCACUGCCCAUUCUCACUGUUACGUCGGAAGCCAGCUACCAUGCGCCGUACGACUAUUGCACAGUGAACUUCCUCAAACAGGCAGGUUGUUCCAAGGCUACACAUCUCGAACUUGGUAAAGUUGGUAUCCAUGGCAAUGGGCAUAUGAUGUUUAUGGAAAAGAAUAGCGAUGAAAUAUGGCAACGUAUUUACAGUUGGAUAGAGCAAUCUUAG
Messenger RNA from Alternaria burnsii, 1134 nucleotides. RefSeq lists its product as uncharacterized. Bases 1 to 1134 code for a protein of 377 amino acids. The record is from RefSeq and is a predicted model, not a curated record. The transcript has a single exon. Lineage: Eukaryota; Fungi; Ascomycota; Dothideomycetes; Pleosporales; Pleosporaceae.